GGACAGCAAGCGACGUCAGCACGAAAUCUUCAAAGAUUAGUGGCCGAAGCAGUUCGCCCCAGCUAGUUGUGUAGUCCAUAUUUUGCUGUCUUACGCGACAUACAAAGUGUGUUUCUUCCAACAGAAGCAUGGAAUUGUCAGAAGUUGUGUCAGCAAAUGUGGCUUUACCUGUACUAGGUGUUGUUAUCUUUGCAUUAUUUGUUUUUACAUAUGGCUUUAAAUCUCCACCCCAGCCACCAAGCUUCGAUUUCGAGGAUGAAAGAAAACAGAAUCAGAAAAGAGGAAAGAAAGGAAAGCAGCUAAAAGGCCAAACAAAUGGGCAUGUUGUUGCUGAGGUGCAUGAGGAGACUGGCUCCAAACCACCCACUCCGAAAGUGACCAAACCUUCACCUAAAGCAAAACCCUCUGAUGGAAAAUCACCCAAGACAGAGACUGCUACUCCCAAGACUGAAGGAAAGAAAGAGAAGUCAAAGAAAGUUGCCAUUGAUGUGCAAGAUGAAGUCAAGACAAAGGGGGGAAGCUCUGCAUCAACGGGCAAGGGAAAAAGGACAGAGGAAGAGGAUGGUCAAUGGGAGACCCAGCGAUCACGCAAAGACAAGAAGCAGAAGCCCAAGAAAGAUGAGAAAACAGGGAAAGUUGACUCAGAUGAACGCAGAAAGAGUGAGGAGAUGGAGUUGGACAAUGGGAGUGCACCUGCUGAUCAGAAGACCAAGAAAAAGAAGAAAGUGUCUAAGGCCAAGCCAGUUGAGGAACCCAAAAUUGAACCAGUUCGGGCAGUUUUUACAGGAGAAGCUGCUGCAUCACCUGAAGCAAUCAAGAUAGACGUAGAGAAACCAAUGUCAGCCUCUGGUGUUCAGGAUCGUGUGACUGAGGAAUUUGAGGUGAGUCAGAGUAAGAAGAACAAAAAGAAAGAGAAGAAAACUAUCCCAGUUGCCACAGCAGUUGCAGUUACCCCCCAGGCCACAAAUAAAGAUGCUGCACAGGCCACAACAAAAGAUUCAAAAGAUACUAGUUCUAUUCGCAAAGCCAAAGUGGACCAGGCAAAGGAAGUUUUGCCUCCAGCAGAGGUAAAGCCUGCCACUAGUCCAAAGAAAAAGAAAGGGAAAAGUGACUCUGGUGAUACUGGAGUUUCUGCUCAGCAAGCAAAGGAGGAGCAUGUCAUGAACGUAAAACCAGCUGAAGACAUCAAAGCUGCAGAACCCAUCAAAGUAAAGGCCACAAAGUCAGAGAAAAACAAGGUUUCUGCUAGCAAGCCUGCAGCUGCAUCAAAAAGCCAGGCUUCUGCCACAGUAGAAACAAAGCCUGCUGCUGCUUUAGAAAGCAGAGCUCCUCCACCAGAGACCGCUACCACGGAGCCUUCAGCAACCAAGCCUGUUGCUCCAGUGAGCUUUGAUGAGUUGGGAGGUUCAUCAGAUUCUUGGACAGAGGCUCCCAAGAGUAAGAAGAAAAGACCAAGAAGGGAGAACUAGAGGGAGAGUGCCUAUGAUGAUAUGUGUUGAGCCUGUGUGUGCACUGUGGGACCAUGGUCUAGUACUCUUUUAAAUAUACUGCUCUGUGUGUGUUCUUAAUACCAGAAAUAAUAAGGUGUUCUUGCUCAUGAUGGCCAUGUUGCCAUCUUUAUUUUAAGUCCAUGGCAAAAUUACGUUAAGAACAUUUUUCUUAUCGGUGCAUCAAAUAUUGAUCAUGUAAGACAAACACCUUGCAGCAAUGGUUCUUGUUUGAUGAAUAGCAGUUUUCACUAGCAUGGAUAUUUCUGUUAAAAUUAGGUCAUGUUAUUUGUUAGGGAUUUUUUGUUUGGUGAAGUGUUGGUAAAUAAUAGUCACAAAUGCAAGUUGUGAAAGUGGAGUGGGUGGAGAGAAAUUUAUGCCACUGUCACAAAGACUUUUUUUAACAGAAGAACAAGAAUAACAAAAACUUGAUAACCAACCACAUUCCUAUUAUUUCAGAUAAGCUGGGCUGUUGGUAAAAUUGUAUGUGAAAGGUUUUACAUGGUAGAAAACUUGAGGACCAUAUCCACACAUUAUGGGUAGCGUCUACUGUGAAAAAUAUCUUGAUUGAUGCUGAAAGGUUUCUGCUAGAUGUAGUUGUGUACAUGGUUGUUUCUGAGGUCACUGCCUCAAUCCAGCUGGACAUUAAACUGAUAUAACACACUUGCUUGUCGCAGCAAGUAUCUUUGUGAAUAGUACAAUGUUACAUGUAUGUGUGAUAUCUCAGGGCAGAGGGAUAGCUGUUCAUGUGACCUCCCUAGAGUUAACUCCCUGUCUCUGCAUCUUGCAGAGGUUUGUUUUGUGCAUCUGUAGCUCGCUUCUUUUAUGCACACACACACACACAUAUAUAUAUCUAAUAUGUAUUGACAGUAAUUUUGUGUGUAAUGUGUGCUGUGGUAUAACACUGUUUGACUGUUGAUAACCACUUCAUUCAAAAAUCUGUAAAAGGCAGCGACACAUGUUCGGCUUUUGAGCACAGUUUGGUGGCUUAGAGAUAAACUUACAAAAUUGUCUGAUUAUAUAGUACUGAUGAUGCUUUUAAUAGGAUUUUGAUAUGGCUGGGGAUGUAUUUUAUCAAAUCAGAAGUCAUCUAAACAUGUUUGACUGCUAGGCCUUUUUCCUGUGGAUUUGUGCCUAGCAUAGAGACUUUUAUAUUGAUUUUUAUUUCAUGCUUCAUUUUGCUUUUUGUUGUUUUGGAUUUUUUUGGCACCAUUCAUACACCAUUCCUUUGUGGGUGACAUCUUUGACUAUCAUAUGGGUGAUGUUUUGAGGGGGGGUUGGGUUUUGUUUUGUGUUUUUUUGGGGGGGGGGGAUCAGUUUCCUUUCUCUCUGAUAAUUAGUUUUUCUUUGGUGGAGGUAGAAGGAAAACUGAAUGUGCAUGCUUUUCUUUUAUUUUUUUUCAUUGCCAUCUCAAAAGGGUUGCAUAGCAGCAGCUUACCAGUUUAAAGAGCACCUGUAACCUAAAGCUGUGCAAAAAGUUGGUCAGCAGUGCAGAAGGUUUCUAGCCAAAUAAAUUUUGUUUUUUAUUGGUUUGCAUCAGUAUGAUUGCUGCCUCGCAAGAACUGCACCGAACUUCUUUGCUGUCUCAGUCUUGUUUUGAUAUUCUUUGCUGUUAAAAAAUAUCUAGUCAUCUAGUAGCAUAAGUCUUGCUCAUUCUGACUCAUUUACAUCUGUAAAUCAUUGGCUGAGAACAGAGAUGUCACAUCAACACUGGUCAUUACAUAAAAUUUUAUGCAUGCGUGUCUCAAUCACUUUCUGUAUAUUGUUUCAUUACAUGACUAACAAAAAUUAUUAUUGUUAUUGUAGGAUAAAAAUCAAGAUCUAAAACAAAAUUUCUUGUGCUUAAAAAUGUACCUGUUUUUGUUUUUAAGCCCACUUAUAUAAAGGAAAUAUCAUGGCCCUAAUCCUUUUUUGUUCCAAAGCACUUUUUCCCCAGCUUUCACAUUCAGGAACUCUUCCCGUCUUCACAACUCUUGCAUCGUGAGUUUGAUUUUAACUGCUACCCCUCCAGUUAUUACAGCCCUCCUCCUUACAGUUCUCUAUAGUAUAUAUAUUUAAAAUAUAUUUUAUCAUGUGAUUGUUUAAUUACAGGCAUGUGCCAUACUCUUCUUUUUCGGUUUUUACUAAUUUAAAUAAUUCAACAAAAAAAUUUUAGUGAUUUUUAAACAUUUACCUUUUGGGGCAGAGAACCUUUUGUUUCAGAAUUUUUGAAGGCUAGUUUUGACCUGCUCAUUUUAUAAAGUCUGUAUGAUUGUAUAGGUGCCUCUUUGGUAUCAUUAAGGGAGAGAGAGCAGAAAACAGGGGUCACAGCAUAUUGUUUUCAGCUGAAGACAGCGCCUUUUUUUUUUUUUGCGUUUUUUUCUUUUUUUAGUCAGAAAAGUCCUAACCAUUUCUUCAAUAGAUUGUGCACAUUCCAGUACAUUAUGCACUCACCAGCUCAGAAGGCAGUUUAUUUUGUGUAUUUUUUACAUUUUUUUUUUUUUUUUAUCAUCCCAUAAAGUUACAUUUGUUAAGCACUUUUGAUGCUGCUAAUUUUAUUUGGCUUUUGUCAUAUCCAGAUUGUGUGAUGAGCAUAAAUUUUCUUGUAAACACUUACAUAAUUUAGACUUGUUUUUAAAAAUUAGAUUUCUUGUUUGGGUUAUGGGUUUAAUUUUGUUGCAGACAUUUUUCCACUGUAUCCUUCCAGUGGAGCACUUUAUCCAAAUUUUAUCGUUUUUGUGUCUUUUCAGCAACUCUUAAUUUCCUGGGGGAAAAAACUUUAAAUGAUUUAUAAAUGCUUGCUUGUGCACUGUUCUUCCAAGAAUUUGACAAGAGUGUAUGUGAUGAGUAUAUAUACAUGUGUAUGUUUUCUUUCCUUUUUUUAUUCUACAUUUUACCUUUGUUAUAGCUACCCAGCAAAGAAAAAAAACCUCCCAUUAAAAAAACAAAAACACAAAUAAGCUUGUCUUGUAAAAACACAUUUUGUGAACAAUCACAUGCAAAGCUUGGAUUCUGGGAAUAGAGAUCAUCACAUGGGUUUUUUUAUGGUAGAUUGUUGGAGUAACAUUGUAACAUCAAGUACUCAGAAGUAUGUAGAUAUUUUCUCUUUGCUUGUUUAAAAAAAAAAAUUGUGAACUCUAUUUGAUAGGCUUUUGGUCUGUUGUAAUCAUUGCAUCAUCACAAACUGUAUCAUCAGUGGCAGGUAUGUGGUGCAGGCAUGGUGAAGUCAGAUUUGUGAGGAUGUUGCAGUGGCAAUAUUUACAGGACUUGUCAACUGUUAACAUUGCAGCACCAAGGAAUGCUACAGAAAAAAGAAUUGAGUAUAUUUUUGCAGAAUACGUGAGCUGUCAUUUCUGUUAACUCCCAAUUCCAACCUCUACAGGGCAUUAGAGGCACAGCAGAAUGAUAGCAGUCUUCUGAAACCCUUGGGUUGUGCUUGACAAAUGGUGGAUCUGUUUACAAGUGUAUGAGCGGAUCUACUAAUGAGGGCAAGGUCACAGAAUGGUUUGUGGUUACGGAGUCAUUCACAAAUUGUGUGAACUGCAGGAUAUGUGGUGUAAGUGGUCGUGAGUGCAGGAAAGGGUGGCAUCAUAAAAUGGUAGACUACUGGAUUUAAUACUGUCAUAUGAUAGUAGUGAUUGCAAUAUAGAGUGUGCCGGGAUCCUUUUCCUGAGUCUGCAGUGUCUCUCGGUCUCUGUGAUUCAGGAAGACUUUUUGUGCAUUUAAUUCAUGACCUCUGUAUCUGCUUUAUCAAUUGAUGAUGACCGUAUUUUUGUGCAUCUGUUAAGAAACUUGCCAGAAGAGGUAAACGUGACCAGAAGAGUUAAUUCCCACAACUGUAUUUUGUCUCCUACUGUAAAUGUUUUAAGUGCCAAAUAUGUGAACUAGAAAUGUAUUGGUAUCCUGUUUGUUCACUAUAAUAAGAGCACACUUAUUUCUUCAUUCAUACUUUGAAUGUCAGUUCUGAGCAUACAGUGCUAUGUAUUAUGCAGGUGUUUUUGUAAAUGUGCAAAUGUUGGAUCACUGGAAUUUUUUUUUCCCUCAAAUUGUUAGUAGAGAGACACAAAGAAGACCAAGCUGUGUCAAAUCUUUAGCAGAGAGACACAAAGACAACCAAGCUGUGUUACUUCAGAAAGCUGCAUCUUAUGUUUUUCUUGGCACACUGAGGCUCUGGAAAGUUCUGAGUGCCUUCAAUUCUUCAGAGGUGUUCCUGAAUAUUGUAAAACAGUUAAGGUGGUGUAGAAGAUAAUUACUUUGGCAGCUCAUUAGCUGUUCACUUUCGCUGUGCUUUUGGGAGUUUUGUAAUAUAUCUCUGCUGCAAAUGCAAUUUGUUCUAAUGCAGAAAAUCUUGAAAAUAUAUUAGCAUUUCUCUGAAUGUGUUAAGUGAGGUAGUAAUUCAUUGUCCAGUAUUCUGAAUAACUAUGUGAAACAUGGACUGGGUGCCAAAAUUGUGCCUGUCCAUGCUGAACAAGUGUCUCCAUAGUGAUGACAGCAGGGUUCUUUGCUUCCUAUAGGUUACGUGAUAUUUGUGUAGAGGCUGCUUUGGGAACGCAGCCAGUGCCAACCAUAAUAGUUGAAUGUGUCUUCCAUGCACUCAGCAGGUCUAAUAAGCAAAGGUUGUGUUGUUCUCUGUGUACAGUUAAAUCUUUUGUGAGUGUGGUCUGAAACUGUUGUCUCCUGGUGUAUGUGCAUGUCAGUGCAAGUUUGUUGAGCAAUUACGAUAAUCAGGUUUAACCGAUAAGAUUCUGGUUUAUUGAAAAAAAAGAAGGAAAACAUUUACUGAUAUUAAGUCACUGGCUGCUGCUAGCAUUAAGCCUUGUCUUGUGAUGCGAACAGGGUACAUCGCCAGAUCUAUUCUACCUGCUUGAUUGAGAUAAUUUUUGGAGAAUGUUAUAUAUACAUUUGUGCAUUUGAUCGCUUAGCUGAAAAUAACACCAUAGUAUAAAAUUUAUGCUACUGAAGUUGGUUUCUGCUGCUGCGCAUGGGAGUUGUCUUCCAUAUUUACUGGCUAAGGAAGGCUUGCCAUGGCUUUCGGGCCAAGUAGGAUUGUUUUAUUUCCCAUAAACUUUUAUUUCUAGCUGUUUGGAAACUUUUUUACAGACUUUUGAAUAGGGUUUUCAGACACGAUUUCAAGAGAUGUGAGUUUUUUUGUUUGUUGUUUUUUUUUUUCCUAUUCCAGCUAGUUUUAUGUCAUGACAAGUAACAGUCUGAAGCGUGCGAUUGAGGACUGUUUAUUUCUUUUUUUCCUCUGUGCUAGAAAAUGGGUGCUGAUGAAUGCAUCAAUUUAGGGCAAUUUCUAGAUAGCAAGGCAUGUGUUCUGCAAGAACUUAAAGGUUAACAACUUUAAACUAUACAGGGUAAACACAAACUAAUCCGACCAGACUUUCCUGUUAGAAAGAUUUUAUGCUGUCACGCUGUUCAGUUUGGGAGAACUCUCAUAAACAUGUAGCUUCAGUUCUAGCUUGCUUUUUUCAUCAAAGAGCUUUGUGCACACCUUUCAGUUUCUAUACUGCCAUCUUUACAAAGCUAAGCCUUAAACUAGGAAGAUCUGCAAAAGGAAAGUUUGGGGGUCAGUGUUUUUCAGAAACAGUAGCCCGUACCAAUGAAGUUUCAGUUGUGCCAACACUUUUGCAAAUGGUUUCUGUCUCUUCCACUGUCAUCAGAAAAGGAUUUUACUUGGACUUACUGAAAUCUGCUUAAGGCAUUUUGUGAUCACUUUCAAAUUGCUGGAUUUGUUUGCAUUUUAAUAUGCCUGUAUAAAAUGCUUCCAAGCGCAUCAGCAGUAAACAAUCCUUUUUAUAUUGCUACAUUUUGUGUUGGUCUUAUUGCCUUCAUUUGGCCAAACUUCAUGAGUAAGGGUUGGGGUCAUUCAAUAGCCAAGAGCAUACGUUGCAGAUGUAAAAAAAAAUAAUUAGUUUUUUUAAAAUCAAUAAAUUAUCUGCAAAAAUUAUGAAGUGUUUUCUUUAAUAGAAAAUUUUUUUUUAGCCUUUUGAUGGAGAUAGCUGUGUUGAUUUGUUAUUGAUGACUUUUAAGUCAAUGCAGCACAAGCCUUUUAAAAUGGCAUAUUUUGAAUUUUCCUCUUACCCUCUUUCCGAUGCAUAGAAUACCAAUCAUUUGGCUCUUUACCAUUCUAAUGACUUUGAUGUUAGAUUUAUAUUUAUUAUACAGUGUUCUUGGAUGAGCAAUAAUAUUGACAAAAGAUGGAUUGACUAUUUUUGCAUGUGUAUCAUGAAUGUUUCCUAUUUUGGAGGUAGGGACCCUUUUACCUUUUUUUUUUUUUGAUGGGGGGGUUUAUAUUUUUAUUCUAACAUAAUAUGGCAGAUUUCAGACAAAAACACCUGCAGCUAGUCUUUAUUGUCGCAUAUGAUUUGUUCCAUAUUCGCAAAGAAACCUUGCCCUUUUAAGAUCCUGUUGAGAGACAAAGAAAGCAGUUGAAGAUGUUUGUAAACUGCAUUCUUUUGAGAGUACUUCAAGAUUGCUUUUAUUCUGUUUAAGAUUUAUAGUAGCCUAUGUUCUAAGCCUAGAUGAGUUUUGCUUCUCUAAGUGUCUGAGAAGGUGAAGAGAGGAUUGUUUUGUAUCAGGUAGUGAUGCAUUUAUCUUGGCCCCAUGCAUUGAUACAUGCUUGCAGCAACUGCGUUCAGUUACUGGAACACCGAGAGCCAGUUUCAUCACAAGCUGGUUGCGAGAUCGACGCGUUAAAACCUGGCAAUACCAUGAGGUCUACCACAUGACUGCUAUUACAUUUGAGCAGGGAUUGUGGUUAAGGGAUGCAGUUUAAGGGGUGGGAGAAACAAGUGCUGCAAUAUUCUGUAGUGGGGAAAAAUUUUUUUGUGCUGAAACAUGCAUGCAAAAUAGCUAUUUUUUCACUUUUCAGAUGUAAAUUAGUUUGCUCAGCAUUUUUUAGCUGUUUCACAUUUUAUUAGUUUCUUUGUGUGGAAGAUUAGUUAAAGCUGCUGUUUUUUAACAAAAGAAAAUUUGUUCAUAUAUUAACUUGAAGAUUUGACCUUUUUAUUUUUUUAUUAUUAUUUAUAGUGAUUUUCAACUUAGUAUAAAUAGAUAUUUUAGGAAAAACAUUGAAGAUGGUGCAUGUCAUUGCUGAAGACAACAUGGUGCAUUGAAGAUUUGGAUUUUAGGCAAGAUUCAAAGAAACACUUUCAUAUUUAAGAGAUUCUUUAUGUUGCAUUUUUGGCAUUUGGCUAUAUUUUCUUGUAAUAAUGUGGUGUUGGGCGUGCAAAUGUGUUCUGGUCUGAAUGCAGGUCUGAAAUUGUCCCAUCUAUGCCUUUUAGAGAUGUUUUAUUCACAUUGUCGCUUUAAUUACAUCCUUAAAGUGUCAUGUAUGUAGUUUGUGCAAUGCAUAUAUUUUUCUGCCAGAUGUGCAACUUGUUCUACAUGUUUGGCUGAUUGAUUGAAGUCAGAAUAAAGCUCUAUAUUUUAUGAAA
This is a messenger RNA of Pomacea canaliculata, 8905 nucleotides long. Its product is annotated as transcriptional regulatory protein AlgP-like. The record is from RefSeq and is a predicted model, not a curated record. The transcript has 8 exons. The coding region runs from base 129 to 1469 and encodes 446 amino acids. NCBI's taxonomy places the organism in Eukaryota, Metazoa, Mollusca, Gastropoda, Architaenioglossa, Ampullariidae.